Messenger RNA from Lodderomyces oxycetoniae, 1278 nucleotides. RefSeq names its product Kis1p (gene KIS1). NCBI's taxonomy places the organism in Eukaryota, Fungi, Ascomycota, Pichiomycetes, Serinales, Debaryomycetaceae. Gene Ontology annotation, biological process: signal transduction. The transcript has a single exon. Gene Ontology annotation, molecular function: protein kinase binding. Bases 1 to 1278 code for a protein of 425 amino acids. The record is from RefSeq and is a predicted model, not a curated record. Gene Ontology annotation, cellular component: cytoplasm; nucleus; nucleotide-activated protein kinase complex.
AUGACUAAUCAAGAUCAGUUAGAACAGGAUGAGAAAGCUGGCGAUAGCACUGCAAAGGAUAUUUCUAUGGUUGAUGUAAGCAAUGUUGCGGAGAAUACAUCAAGUGUGAACGAUGUUCCAAGUAACAAUAAUUUUAUCAGUGCUGCCACUGAUGAUAUUGAUUUGAACCGAAUGAAUAUCGAUAAAGAGACUAGUGACCAUGUUGAAAAUGCAGAGGAAGCAAGUGAUAAGAUGCAUAUUGACCGUUCGUCAACUACUUUAGUGCAAGAAUCGGAAAACAAAAAUGACGAAUCUUUGAAUCAAGAGCAGCAACUACAUCAACAACAAAGUCCACAACAACAACAACAAAGUCCACAACAACAACAACAAAGUCCACAACAACAACAACAAAGUCCACAACAACAACAACAAAGUCCACAACAACAACAACAAAGUCCACAACAACAACAACAAAGUCCACAACAACAACAGCAAACACAGCAGCAACAGCAAACACAGCAGCAACAGAAACAUCCAGAACAAGUCUAUACUGUACCCAUUGACAUCAAAUGGAUUCAAGGUGGAGAAAAAGUUUAUGUUACAGGAUCGUUCACUGGCUGGAGGAAAAUGAUUGGUUUGAUGAAACAACAUGAUGGGAAUUUUUCCCUUACACUAGGUCUUCCCGUUGGAACUCAUAGACUAAGAUUUAUUGUAGAUAACGAAUUGAGAUACUCGGACUUUUUACCUACAGCAACAGACCAAACGGGGAACAUUGUUAAUUACAUUGAAGUGAGCCCCCCACCUCCAAAAGAACAAUCACUUACUCUGGAAGAACAAGCUAACGAAAAUGAAGCUACAGAUGCUUCUUGCUUGACCAGUCGAAAAUCCACAAGAUGGCAACUUACUAAUGAUGAAGAUGAUAUGGGUAAUGGGUACUCGCGCUACUAUGAUCAAAAUAUUGAAAAACAGAAAUUGCACUUUACUACAAAUAUACCUCCCAUUUUCACCGAUCCAAAAGUAAUGGAACAAUACUAUGUAGCUAUCGAUAAACAAUCAAAGUCUAGCAACGGACAACAACAAGCAUGGUUACAUCCCCCACAACUACCACCUCAUUUAGAAAGUGUUAUUUUGAACAACUUUAAUAGCAACGAUAAUAAUUCUGGAGCAUUGCCAACUCCAAACCAUGUUGUUUUAAACCAUUUGGCUACUACAUCGAUAAAGCACAAUACUUUAGCUGUGGCCUCUAUAAUGCGUUAUAGAACAAAAUAUGUUACGCAAGUAUUAUAUGCCCCUUUAUAA